Messenger RNA from Talaromyces stipitatus ATCC 10500, 1041 nucleotides. RefSeq names its product oxidoreductase, putative. The transcript is spliced from 2 exons. The record is from RefSeq and is a predicted model, not a curated record. Gene Ontology annotation, molecular function: methylmalonyl-CoA epimerase activity. Bases 1 to 1041 code for a protein of 346 amino acids. Gene Ontology annotation, cellular component: mitochondrion. NCBI's taxonomy places the organism in Eukaryota, Fungi, Ascomycota, Eurotiomycetes, Eurotiales, Trichocomaceae. Gene Ontology annotation, biological process: L-methylmalonyl-CoA metabolic process.
AUGGCUCUUCUCGAAGCGAUAAUCUCCCGUCUACCUCAAUCGACGCAAGAAUGGAUGAUACCACCAAUGCCAAUUCCUGACGUACACAAUGAUCCUUCCAAGAUACAACUUAUACGACUGGGACAUGUAUACUUUGAGCAUCGAAACCUCAAGGAAUUCGAGAGAUUUGCCAAGGACUUCGGAUUUAAUGAGGAGCGGCGCAUUGGAAAUACCAUCUACUACCGGGGAUACGGAAAGGAUCCUUACGUCUAUGUAGCCUCACAAAGCCAAACACGAUCUUCAAAUUUCCUGGGCGCCGCCUUUGUCGCCAAAGAUGAGGAGAAUUUCCAGAAAGCUACGAAGCUUGAAGGCGCAAUUGUGAAAGAUCUCACUCAUGCACCAGGAGGCGGUCGUCUUGUCACCAUUCCCCGUCCGAACGGAACAUUCAUGCACGUCAUCUAUGGACAGGAAGAACGCGAAGUCAAUACCGCAGAGUUACCAUCACAAAUUAUUGAGUCUCACGGCCCAUUCAACGAACCCUUUAAGAAAGGUCGAUUCGGCGUCUUCCAACGCUUCAAACCGGCUCCAGCCCUUGUCCACAAAGUCGGUCAUUUCGGAUACGUUUGUUGCGAAUUCGACCAAGAGUUUGAAUUCUACACCAAAAAUUUCAACAUUGUACCUUCCGACAUCUUGAGCCACGAGAAAUUUGGCUGGGUUGAUUUCAUGACCUUCAUGCACCUUGACCUUGCCCGUGCUCCGCCAGGCACGGCAAAAACUUAUGUGCAUCAUACCUCCUACGAAGUCGCAGACUUUGACACGCAACUGAUGGGACAUCGGUACCUCGAAAACCAGAAAUGGCGCCCUGUCUGGGGCGUGGGCAGACAUGUGCUGGGUAGCCAGAUAUUCGACUACUGGCUCGAUUCAAGCGGCUUCAAGGUUGAGCACUACGCUGACGGAGACUUGGUCAAUAUCAAUUACAAGAAUAAAAGGAGUGUAGCAGGUCCUAUGGCUAUCUGGGGACCAGAAAUACCUAACGACUUUGCAAAGAGUAAGGCUGGUUAA